Messenger RNA from Cannabis sativa, 2788 nucleotides. Its product is annotated as zinc finger BED domain-containing protein RICESLEEPER 1. The transcript has 3 exons. Bases 293 to 2317 code for a protein of 674 amino acids. Gene Ontology annotation, molecular function: DNA binding; protein dimerization activity. The record is from RefSeq and is a predicted model, not a curated record. Lineage: Eukaryota; Viridiplantae; Streptophyta; Magnoliopsida; Rosales; Cannabaceae.
AAUAAAAAAGAAAGGUCCGAAAACUAAAUAUGCUUUUUUGGCGGAUGACCCACCCAAAGUUAGAACCAACCAAUCUUGGUAGUGGGUACAUACAUGCUUAUCGGAUCUAACCCAUCAUUUCUAUCUAUCUCAACUACCCAUAUCGGGUUCGUCCCUACCCAAACACGGUUCAAAAUCCAACCCUAAAACUUCCCGGAUCAUCCGAUCGGACUCAAGAACGGAUUGAAGUUUUCUUUCGAAGCUUUUGCAUCAUUCACUAUAGAGCAUAUCUGGUUAAUUUCAAGCUUAUGCGAUGGAAAUAUCAAAUGAUUCUGCUACCAAGAAACCAAAGAGGUUGACCUCUGUUGUAUGGAAUCAUUUUGAAAGGGUUAAAAAGGCUGACAUUUGUUAUGCUGUUUGUGUCCACUGUAACAAGAGGCUCAGUGGAUCGAGUAAUAGUGGUACCACGCAUCUUAGAAACCACUUGAUGAGAUGCCUAAAAAGAUCUAAUUUUGAUGUGUCUCAACUACUUGCAGCGAAAAGGAGGAAAAAAGAUAGCACCAUUAGCCUUGCAAGUAUCAGUUGUGACGAAACACAGAGAAAAGAUGACUAUAUCAAGCCAGCCAUGAUAAAGUUUGAUCAAGAUCAGAAAAAAGAUGAAAUUUUUAACCUUAAAAGUAGCAAGUUUGACCAGGAACGUAGUCGAUCUGAUCUUGCACGUAUGAUUAUAUAUCAUGGAUACCCAAUGGCCAUGGUUGAUCAUGUUGGUUUUCAAGUUUUUGUCAAGAAUCUUCAACCUCUGUUUGAGGUUGUCCCAAACAAUGAUGUCCAACAUUGUUGUAUGGAAAUUUAUGAGAAAGAAAGACAGAAGGUGUUUGAAAUGAUCAAUAAAUUUCAUGGGAGAAUUAACCUUUCUGUCGAACUGUGGUCUUCUGCUGAAAAUGGCGAGUAUUUGUGUUUAACUGCACAUUAUAUUGACCAAGACUGGAAGCUACAAAAGAAGAUUACAAAUUUUGUGUCACUUGAUUCUUCUCAUACAGAAGACUUACUCUCAGAAGUGAUUAUUAGGUGUCUAACCAACUGGGAAAUUGAGAGUAAGUUAUUUGCUUUGACAUUUGAUGAUUGUUCCAUUGAUGAUGAAAUUGUUGUAAAGAUCAAAGACCAGAUCUCUCAAAACAGGCCACUGUUGGACCGUCAACUAUUUGAUGUUCGCUCUGCUGCUCAUGUUCUGAAUUCAAUUGUACAAGAUUGCAUUGCAGCACUUGAAGAAGUGAUCCAGAAGAUCCGAGGAAGUGUGAAGUUUGUUAAAAGUUCACAACUAACGCAAGAAAAGUUUGAUGAGAUGGCUCAACGAGCUGGAAUCGAUAGUCAGAAGAGAUUAUUUCUUGAUAGUCCAGUUCGAUGGAACACAACUUACCUCAUGCUUGAAACAGCUUUAGAGUACAGGGCUGCCUUUUCUAUCUUGCAAGAUCAUGACCCUGCAUAUAAUUCAUCUCUAACUGACACAGAAUGGGAAUGGACCUUUUCCAUCACUGGUUAUUUGAAACUCUUUGUUGAAAUCACCAAUGUCAUUUCUGGAUAUAAAUCUCCUACGGCAAACAUUUAUUUUCCUGAAAUUUGUGAUAUACACAUGCAACUAAUUGAAUGGUGCAAGAGUUCAGAUGAUUUUCUUAGUUCUAUGGCAAUGAAAAUGAAAACCAAGUUUGAUAAAUAUUGGAGCAAGUGUAGUUUGGCUUUGGCUAUAGCUGCAAUUUUGGAUCCCCGGUUCAAGAUGAGGCUGGUGGAAUAUUACUAUUCCCAAAUUUAUGGUAGUACUGCUCUGGAUCGAAUCAAGGAAGUGUCUGAUGGAAUCAAGGAACUUUUCAAUGCAUAUUCUAUCUGCUCAACCAUGGUUGAUGAAGGCUCUGCUUUGCCAGGCAGCAGCUUGCCUAGCAUUAGUAAUGAUACAAGGGAUAGACUGAAGGGCUUUGACAAGUUCCUCCAUGAAACUUCUCAUAGUCAAAGUUCAAUAUCUGAUUUGGAUAAAUAUUUAGAGGAACCAGUGUUUCCUCGUAAUUGUGAUUUCAAUGUGUUAAACUGGUGGAAGGUCCACACACCAAGGUACCCUAUUUUAUCCAUGAUGGCUCGCGAUGUUCUUGGAACUCCUAUGUCAACAAUUGCUUCCGAAUUGGCAUUCAGCACUAGUAGCAGAUUGCUCGAUCAAUCUCGAAGUUCAUUGAGUCCAGAUACUCGAGAGGCCUUGAUUUGCACCCAAGAUUGGUUGCAGGUUGAACCACAAGAUUUUAAUCCCUUUACAGUCCAUACUGCUGCUAAGCCACUUCUAAUUGAAUCAAGUUAACUCCUUGGUAUGGUUGUGCUUUUACUUAUAAUACUUCCUCUAAGAUUUUCAUUAAUGGUACUAUGCUUUUACCUAUACUUCCUCUAAGGUUUUCAUUAAUGGUACUAUGCUUUUACCUAUACUUCCUCUAAGAUUUUCAUUAAUGGUACUAUGGUUAUCUUACAGAUUUACUAAUGGUGGUAUGAUGUCUUUGUUGUGAAAGAUUAAGGAUCAUUGCAAUCACUCAGAGCUGGUUUGGCCGUUGAACCUUUACUUCUCUGUCUAUAUGUCAUUCUUGUAACUUUCUAAGAUCAAAUGUAAAUUUCAGGACACUGACCACUACUAGAUAGAUUCUGAUUGAAAUAGAAGUCAACAUUUUCUUUACUAUAGUCUAAAGCUUUGUUUUCUAGACCCUUGUAUAAACUUUUAUCUUUUAGACUAUUUGAUAGAUGAAGAAAGAGAUGGACAUUACGAAGGUAAGGAGGAUAUGAA